This is a messenger RNA of Zophobas morio, 1444 nucleotides long. Its product is annotated as lipoprotein lipase-like. Gene Ontology annotation, biological process: lipid catabolic process. The record is from RefSeq and is a predicted model, not a curated record. Bases 332 to 1327 code for a protein of 331 amino acids. Gene Ontology annotation, molecular function: lipase activity. Lineage: Eukaryota; Metazoa; Arthropoda; Insecta; Coleoptera; Tenebrionidae. The transcript is spliced from 2 exons.
CAACUUAAAAAAAUUGUUACUAAGUAGAUAGGCCUGUGCAAUUAUUGUGGCAAUAAAGAUGAUCUACUGUUUGUAAAUUGUACACACUUACGGACUGUCUGGAAAGCUCCUAUAUCGCAUUUCGCUCUCUUGUUAGUAUUUACGUUAGUAGCAAACUUUAAAAGUGUCAAGAAGAUAAAUGAUGGAUUAGAUUGUAUUAAUUUCUAUCACUUUUAUUAUUUUAUUACCAUAUUAUUCUAGUUUAUUGCUAUGAAUAAGUAUUACACUCGUGAUUGAUGAAACCUAUAAAAACAAAAGAGACUUCGUACGCUUUGCAGUGCAAAAACCAACCAUGAAGAUACUGUGUUUGCUUUUUGCACUCGCCUCAAGCGGUUUAUGCCGCAUCUAUCACCCCGAAGAAAAUGACAUUAACUACAAGAGGUUCCAAACGCUGAUAACGAAACAAGGAGAUAUCGAAACUAUAGACCUCAUGCAAGUGACAGUCAGAGUUGUAGAAAGUGACGUUUCGUAUUAUCUCUACACCAAAACCAACAUCGAUGCUCCUCACAGCAUCAAGAACAGUAACGCAGAAGAACUUUCCAAUUCGCCGCACUUUGACCCUUCGAAAAAAACCUUCUUCAUCAUUCAUGGAUGGGUCGACGACUACACCGCCGACGUCAACAGCCUAGUUAAAGCAGCUAUUUUGAAGAAGAUCGACAUUAACAUCAUCGUCGUCGACUGGAGCCCAGUCGCCAGUCAAAGUUAUGGAACGGCGCAAGGCGCGGUCAAUAAUAUCGGGAGCUUCGUGGCUAACUUCAUCAAUAACAUGAUCGACACUUACAAACUAUCAGGCAGUCAAAUUACACUGAUUGGACAUAGUCUUGGUGCACACGUUGCUGGAAACGCUGGCGCUCUGAUCAAAAGCAAAGUAUCUCACAUCAUAGGGCUUGACCCAGCAGCUCCAUAUUUUACCGUCGACAACACGAACAACCGUCUGGACCCAACCGACGCAGACUAUGUCCAAAUCAUUCACACAAAUGGACGUUUCCUUGGCUUUUCUAGCUCCAUAGGACACGCCGAUUACUAUCCAAAUGGUGGAAUGAUACAAGCUGGAUGUGGAAUUGAUCUUCUUGGAGGUUGUUCGCACGCCAGAGCUUUCCAAUACCUCGCUGAAGCUAUAGAAGGGGGAAAAUUCACGGCCGCUUUAUGCGGAAGUUAUACAGAUUUUCAAAACAAGAAGUGUGCGAAUAACAAUAAGGCGCUUUUGGGGACUAUUGAGGUCGACAAGAGUGUUGUUGGAGACUUCUUCCUGGAUACGAAAACUGCACAACCUUACGCUCAAGGGUAGAUGCUUUUAACAAUGGAUACGAUACGAUUAUUCUAUUACUUUAGCAUGUAAAAAAUGUGUCUUAGGUAUAAGUAGAUUAAGGUCUGGCAUUAAUAAAGUUUACCUAUAAAGUAGAAA